AUGUCCAACUAUUACGGCGGGCAGCCGAAUAACCCGCAAUACGGCGCGCCAGGAGCAGGCGGUGGCGCCCAAAACCUUCAGUUCUACCCAUCGUCAUACUCGCCCGCCGUGUCGGGUGCUGCAACCCCUCAACAGGCAUCAUAUGGCUACGGCGCCGGCGCAUCCGGGAGCUUCGGGUCCGGCGCCCAAGCUGGCUUCGCGUCGGCUGGCUUCGGCGGCCCAGGCGUAUCAGGCCGAAUGGGCGAGCACGGCGGCCUGCGGACGGGAUGGCUGGCCGCCUUCUCGACAGAGGGAUACGACGGCGAGCCCCCCUUGCUGGAGGAGCUGGGGGUUAAUUUUGGGCAUAUACAGAUGAAGACGCUAGCAGUCUUGAACCCCUUUAGACACAUUGAUCAGCACAUCAUGGACGAUUCUGAUCUUGCCGGGCCGAUCCUGUUUUUCCUCUUGUUCGGCACCAUUCUGCUGCUCUCUGGCAAGGUGCACUUUGGAUACAUCUACGGCCUCGCGCUGCUCGGGUCAACGUCGCUACACAUGAUCUUGUCGCUCAUGUCACCGACCGAGCCGCCGUCAUCCGAGUCAUAUCACCCUCAGUACAAUGACCCGUCGUCGCCCCCUCAACACCAGCAGGGCGGCCAUUUCUCUGCAACUCUCACCUUUCCCAGGUCAGCGUCGGUUCUGGGGUACUGUCUUCUCCCGCUCGUCGUCACCAGCCUUUUCGGAAUCGUCAUGCCGAUGGACACGCCCCUCGGCAUUGUUUUGAGCACUGCCGCCAUCAUGUGGUGUACGUACAGCGCCAGCGGUAUGUUCUGUGCUGUUGGAAGAAUGAAGGGCAUGAGGGGUCUGGUUGCGUACCCCCUGGCCCUGUUCUACGUCGGUUUCGGCAUUAUGGGAAUCUUCAGCAGCAGAGGCAGUGGGUCAUUGGCCAAUGCAGCUGCUAAAAUAAACGCUUGA
This is a messenger RNA of Metarhizium robertsii ARSEF 23, 951 nucleotides long. RefSeq lists its product as uncharacterized. The transcript has 2 exons. Lineage: Eukaryota; Fungi; Ascomycota; Sordariomycetes; Hypocreales; Clavicipitaceae. Gene Ontology annotation, biological process: vesicle fusion with Golgi apparatus; endoplasmic reticulum to Golgi vesicle-mediated transport. Bases 1 to 951 code for a protein of 316 amino acids. The record is from RefSeq and is a predicted model, not a curated record. Gene Ontology annotation, cellular component: membrane; trans-Golgi network.